AUGAAAUCAUUUUUUGAAAUUACAGGUGAAAAUGGUGAUACACCAACAACAAGUUAUUUAUUUUCAGAUUCAGAUCGAUAUUUUUUUGAUUGUGGUGAAGGAUUUCAAAAAUUUACAAAAGGUAGACCAAAUAUAACAUUAGGUAAAGUGAAAUCAUUAUUCAUUACUAAACUUACAUGGGAUUGUAUUGGUGGUUUAAUUGGUUUAUUUUUAACAUUAGCAGAAUAUAAUAUUAAAAUUAAAGUUUAUGGUCCAAAAGGUUUACAUAAAUUAUUUACAUCAUCAAGAGAAUUUCAAUAUUCAUUAAAUGUUGAAAUUCAUGAAAUUGAUACAAAUAAAGUUCAAAUUAUUAAAGAUGAAUUAUUUAUAUUUUAUACUUUACCAAUUUUUAAAUCAAUAAAUAAUAAUAAUAAUCAGAAUGAAAAUGAAAUUAAAGAAUCAAUAAUUGAUGAAAUUGGGUUACCAAAAUUAACAUAUUAUGGAAAGAAGCCAAAUUUUAAUCAAGAAAUAAUUGAAAAUUAUCAAGAACCAAUUGUAUGUUAUAUUGGUAAAACUAAAGAUUUUAGAGGAAAGUUUUAUCCAGAGAAGGCUGAAGCAUUGGGUGUACCAAAAGGUAUUGCAUAUAAACAUUUACAAGAUGGUAAUUCAGUAUUGAAUAAAGAUGGUAUAACAAUUACACCAGAUCAAGUUAUGCAACCAUCAGUUAAAGGAACUAAAAUCGCUGUUAUUAGAUGUCCAUCAUUAGAUUACUUGGAUAGUUUAUUAACACAUACUCAUUUAUUUAAAGAUAUUCAUGUAGUUAAUCAUAUUACACCACAAUCUGUAUUAACAAAUGAUAAAUAUAUUAAAUUUAUGGAAACAAUUACAAAUCAAUCACUAAAUAUUGGUGGUGGUGUUGGUGGUGAUGGUGUUGGUUGUAGUACUAAACAUAUAAUUGUAAAUGAAGAAAAUUGUGAAAGAUCAUCAGGUUGUUUAUCAUCUGAUCUUCAAAUUUCAAAAUUAAGAAAAUUCAUACCACAAUUAUUCCCAAUUAAUGAUGAAAAUAUUCAACGUAAACAAUUACCAAUUGAUUUAAAAAAUUCAAAAAUUUUAAAUACAACAAAUAUUAUACCAUGUAAAGAUGCAACACAUAUAACAAUUGGACCACCACAAAAUGCUGGUGAAAUUCAAUUUUUACCAAUGUUUUUAAAUAAUAGUAUAAAUAAUAAUAGUAGUAGUAAUAAUAAUAAUAAUAAUAAUGAAGAUAUUAUUAAUAAUAAUGAUGAAAUUAUUGAAGAAUUUAUAAAUACAAAACAAGGUAGAAUAUUUAAAAAUCAAUUAGAUGAAAAAAUUAAAGAGAUUGAACUUGAUUGUGAUAAAGUUUGUUUUCCAAAGAUUUUAUUUACAGGUACAGGUUCAUCAAUUCCAAGUAAAUAUAGAAAUGUAACAGGUAAUUUUAUAACAUUAAAAGAUGGUAGUAAUUUAUUAUUGGAUGCAGGUGAGAGUACAUUUGGUCAAUUGUAUCGUUUCUUUGGUCCAAUUGAAAUUAAGAAACAGUUGGUUAAUUUAAAGAUGAUUUGGAUUUCACAUUUACAUGCUGAUCAUCAUUUAGGUAUACCAAAUCUAUUGGAAAAGAGACAACAAUAUUCAAAAGAAUUAGGAAUGGUUGACUCGACCAUUAAACCAUUGGUUAUCAUUGGUCCAAACUCAAUAAUUCAAUGGAUUAAAGAGUUAUCAUCAAUCAUUCAAAUGAAUUUCAUUGGUAUUACAAUUGGUAAGGAGACUGAGGAAUUCUAUGAAAUUUGUCAAUCGUUGGAUAUUAAAUGUGUGACAAUGGUGCCUGUAAUUCAUUGUAAUUUCGCAUUUGGCAUUGUCAUUGAAUGGAAUGACGGUUUUAAAUUAACUUAUUCCGGUGAUACUCGUCCUUGUAAAUUCUUAUCGGAAAUGGGUAAACAUUCAUCGGUUCAAAUCCACGAAGCUACCUUUGAAGAUGAGAAACGAAAUGAUGCAAUCUCUAAAAGACAUUCAACAGUUGGUGAAGCAUUGGAAGUUGGUAGAAAUAUGAAUUGUAAAUUCUCAUUGUUAACUCAUUUCAGUCAACGUUAUCCAAAUUUAAAAAUGGGAACUUAUAAAGAUACAAAUUAUGGCUUAGCAAUUGAUUUACUUCAAAUAGCUCCUUAUCAAUAUCCCUUGGUCUAUAGAAUGAUUGAACCAUUCUCUUUACUAUUUGAAGAUGAAGCUCAAAAGAAAUUCGAUAGAAAACAACAAGUUAUUCAACAAACUCUAAUUCAAAAUCCAAAUAAAAAAUUCAAAGCUGCAAAACAACCUGAUGACACUAUUGAUCCUUUAGAAAAGGAUUCAAAAAGAUUAGAAAGGUAUCAAAGAAAAUAUAAAAAGGUUGAUUCAAAUUUACCAGCUUAUUUAUUUAAUAUCAUCUCAAAAUCUUUAUCAAAAAUUGAAAAUACUUUUGAUGAUUUAAAUAAUCAACCACAAAUUGAUGAUAAUGAUGAUUUCUAA
Molecule: messenger RNA, 2496 nt
Organism: Dictyostelium discoideum AX4
Lineage: Eukaryota; Evosea; Eumycetozoa; Dictyosteliales; Dictyosteliaceae
Exons: 1
Coding region: 1-2496 (831 amino acids)
Biological process (GO): tRNA processing
Molecular function (GO): 3'-tRNA processing endoribonuclease activity
Source: RefSeq, a predicted model, not a curated record